Chrysemys picta bellii (western painted turtle) is the source of this 1197-nucleotide messenger RNA. Its product is annotated as zona pellucida sperm-binding protein 4-like. Gene Ontology annotation, biological process: prevention of polyspermy; binding of sperm to zona pellucida. The record is from RefSeq and is a predicted model, not a curated record. Gene Ontology annotation, molecular function: acrosin binding; structural constituent of egg coat. NCBI's taxonomy places the organism in Eukaryota, Metazoa, Chordata, Testudines, Emydidae. Gene Ontology annotation, cellular component: egg coat.
AUGACUAUCAGGAUUGAAGGAAUAGAUGACACUGGGGAAGUAUCUUUCCAUGAAGAAGAACUGAGAUGCCCAAUCCAUCUGCCAGCUCUAGAUGCUCCAAUUAACAAUGUGUGCACAGCUGUUCUGCGCCCAGACAGGCUGCCUUGUGCCACACCUCCGGUCUCUCAGGAAGCAUGUGAAGGGAAAGGCUGCUGCUACAGCCUUGGUGACCCAGUUGCUCCAUGUUACUAUGGCAACACAGUGACAGCACAGUGUACAACUGAUGGCCAGUUCUCCAUAGCAGUCUCUAGAGAUGUGACUUUGCCACCACUGAUCCUGGACUCUAUACAUCUGGUCAGUGGGCAUGGCAGCAGCUGUAUCCCUGUGGCCAAGAGUAAUACUUUUGUCCUGUAUAGAUUCCCACUCUCUGCUUGUGGGACCACUUUCCAGGGAGCUGGAGACCAAGGUGUGUAUGAGAAUCAGCUUGUGGCAGACAGGGAUGUGAGAAGCUGGAGCACUGGGUCAGUCACCCGGGACAGCACAUUCAGGCUCCAUGUCAGCUGCAGCUACUCCACUGGGGACUUCCUCCCACUCAAUGUGCAAGUCUUCACCUUGCCACCACCUCCUCCAGCCACUCAGUAUGGCCCCCUCACUCUGGAGCUGAGGAUUGCCACAGACCAACAGUAUAGUAGAUACUAUGUCAACAGUGACUAUCCUGUGGUGAAACUUCUGCGGGAUCCAGUCUACAUGGAGGUCCGAAUCCUGCAAAGAACAGACCCAAACCUAGUUUUGGUUCUGCACCAAUGCUGGGCCACCCCAAGCACUAAUCCCAUGCAGCAGCCACAGUGGCCCAUUCUGGUGGAUGGGUGUCCAUACACAGGUGACAACUACCAAACCGAGCUUAUCCCUGUGGGAGCUGCUUCAGGGCUGCAAUUUCCAUCACACUACCAGCACUUCAUCAUCAGCACUUUUACCUUUGUGGAUUUUGCCUCCCAGAAGGCACUUAGUGGACCGGUCUACUUUCACUGUAGUGCUUCAGCCUGUGUUCCAUCUGCAAUGGAAUCCUGCAUCGCUCACUGCCCCAAGACACGAGCAAGAAGAACGCCUGAGAAGCAGGCCUCAGAAAAUGCUCCAAGGAACUUGGUGACCACAGAAGGACCUGUGGACUUCCAGAACACUGAAGCAGAUCAGACCCUUGGACAGAAAGGUAGUAAAUAG